GCUUAUCUUCUACUUAAUGAAUACCUUACAGCCAGUCAAAGUGAUGCACAAAAGACCUAACUUACCAAGUAAGAAGAAGAAAAGACCUAUAGCCCUGACUCUAACUUAACAGUAUAGCCAGAUUUAUUACAAUAAGUGAGGAAAUUAAAAAAAAACAAAUGUGUUUGUUGGAUUCAUUCCUUUACGACAGAGUAAACUUAGCACAAAAUGUAAGGUAAAAAGCAAAGCAAUUGUUGUUUAUUUUACUGCUGAAAAAUAUCUUUCAGUGAAAAAAUAUCUUGUUCUUUGAAGGAAAUUUGGUUAAGAAAAGCUGGGAGAAAGACACGCAGUGACCAAUCUCAAGGGUAGAUUUGAACCCAGGCUCUUCCAUAAACCCUACAACAGCUCAGUCACCUAUUCAACCCAGCGAGCUAAACUAGUAUCCUGACAAAAGAAACGUAUUAAGGUUUUCCAUAUUAUGUCUUACCUAAGAAGAGAACUUAAGGUAUGCAACUGGCUCCAGAUCCCCCGAUCUUAGAAAUAUCUACUGUACUUAUUUUACUUAUGAACAUUUCUUUAGCAAAAGCCUGUUUCAGUUUUAUGUGUCUUAGCAGCUUGUGUGUCUGUAACCUUCAUCCAGGUGUGUUCAUAUACCCUCUCGGUGAAAAGGAGGUUGUGGUGGGCUUUGAAGCCGUGAUCGCAGGCCGGUUGGUUGGGGUCCAGAUCCAAAGCCGAGGAAAGUUAAAGGACUGCUGUUUGGAUUGCUGCCCUGGAGUUGGUCUUGAAGGGAAUGGCCUGGAGUGGGGCUGCUGUGGGAGCCCCAGUCUAGACAUGCAAUGCACCAACGACAACAUUGUAUUUUGGGCUUUAGGACAUCUGAUCCUGGAUGAGGACCUGGAGAGAACCACUUUCAUCGUGGGCACCGGAGUCAUUGGCCCCAUGGAUAUAGUGUCGAUCAUCAUAAGCACGACACUAGAACUUCCCACAUUAGAAAACGGAGCCAUUCGGAUCGUCUACCCCACACUCCUUACCCCGCUUGUCACUGGGAAAAUGACUCCAAGCAAGAGUGAAAGUGGAGGGAAGUGAUGAAACUGGGUAUUUAUCAGACGUGGACUCCUGAUUUUUUCCCCCCACUUCUUUCAUAUUAUUUUCCUAAAAAACUUCCCAUUGUGCGCCUUUUUUUCUUGUUUUUGUAGGGCGACCAGUUGUUUUGGUGCCACCUCAGGAAAACAAGAUCGGAUCGUGCACUCUCAGCAGCAGUGUGCGCACGCCAUCUUCACCAGCCCAGCUGUCAACCUGGCACCUUAUGAGCUGAACUUCCAGCUGCUGGUCAGAGGGGCCUGUCUGCUGGCUGGACUGGAGAGCCCUACUCACGCUCUGAGGGCAGAUGCAGAUCCAAGUGCCCAAAGUGCCUCUGCCACCUACAUCACCUUGGCACAGGAGCAUCCCUAUGACAGACACAUAGAGAUUAUUUUGCACCUCAGCGAACCUCACAGCCCCUUGGUCAUCUUAGAGAGAGGCAGGCUCUCCUUCAGCCAAUAUGAACAGCAAAUCUGCUCCCGUCGAGAUUUCAUCCGAUGCACCCGCAAGGAUUCAGAACCUGAAAGAAAGCUGGAGUUUGUCAGGAAGCGAUACCACAAAGACAUUCUGUGCAGCCCUGUGUUGAUGCUCAAUUUCUGCCCCGACUUGCUGCGUGAACCUCUGGAAGUGCACAAAGCCACCAGGGAGCUGCUGUUUCUCAUUGAUCGCAGUGGCAGCAUGAGUGGCGCCAACAUCCAGCGUGUGAAAGAAGCCAUGGUGGUGGCACUCAAGAGUCUACCUUCUGGCACAAUGCUCAACAUUGUGGGAUUUGGUACCACCAUCAAGCCCCUGUUCACCUCCAGCAAGCUUUGCACUGAUGUCACACUAACUCGGGCCUACGAGUACGUCCAGAGGAUGAGAGCUGACAUGCGAGGCACCAACCUGCUGGGGGCGCUCUUCUGGGUCUAUCAACAGCCCAUGCAGCGCUCGUACCCUCGCCAGGUCUUUAUUAUUACAGAUGGAUCCAUCAGCAAUGUAGCUAGAGUGCUGGAGCUAGUACGCAGAAACGCGUGUGCUGGCAGAUGCUUUGGCUUAGGCCUUGGUCCACGAGCCUGCAGGAGACUCCUGCAGGGCGUUGCCAAACUGACAGGAGGGACUACAGAGUUCUUGGAUGAUGAGGAGAGACUCCAGCCCAAGUUAAUCAAGCCCCUGAAGAAGGCCUUUGAACCUGUUCUGACUGACGUACGGAUCGACUGGUAUCUGCCAGAAAACAUGGAGGCUCUUCUUACACCCAAUGAAAUCCCUCCACUCUACCCCGGGAACCGCCUCAUAGGAUACUGCACGCUUUACGACAUGACCAGUUUCAAAGCAAAAAAGGCAGAGGUAUUACUCUGUGUGCAUUACCAUGAACAGAGCUACAAAGAUUUACUUCGUGGUUCUACGGGUUCAGUUUUUGGCCAGUCGAACGAUGAGCUUUCACCUCCUCCUGCCUCUGAGCUCAUGCCUGUGGUGACAUGUGCAGAUGGCACUGAGUUGGAGGAAGCACUGAGGGAAAUUUCUAGAGAGAUAUCCUCUGAGUUCUCCUGUGCCAAAGACACAGACACAGGCACCAGUCCAGGUGUGGAGUUGGACUGGUCCAGCGAUGUGAGGAAGAGGAUCCAGGAGAGCUCUUACAUUCAGGAGCAGUACAUCCUCACUCGCUGCUCACUCAGCAGUGAACGAAGUCUACAAACGCAGUCCCACUCUCACAUACAUGCCUCAAAUUCUGACGGGGGCUUUCUCUCCAGCUGUCACUGCUCUGGUCCAGUGCUCGAUACAGGGUCUCUGCCCCAAGGCCUCGAGAAGAUGCCCCCUCCAGAACAGAGAUCAUCCCUGUCUCGCUGGGCAGACUCAUCAUGGCAGCAAGACCUUUCAGUCAAAUCCCCAGACAGCGGGACCAAAAAAGGUGAAUUAGAGAUGCAUCGGCUGAGAAGGGCUCUGGAGAGGGUCUCCUUUGACCAAACACUGGGAGGGAAGCUGGAAGAAAGUGACGCGGAGACACAGCCAACACCACGAGGGACAGCGUCCCACAGAAGCCUCACCGACUCCAAUGGACUCUUGUUUCCCGCCUCCCCUCUGGACUGGGACAGUUUCACAGAUCCAGAGUAUCUCUUCGCUGCUGUCCCGCCUGACAGUCCUCCCCCAGGCCAGUGCCGUUCCCUUAUUCAUGGUGUCCUGAGUGGCAGGCCUGUGUCCUGGGAGGUCACUGUAGACCUGGGGCACCUCUGGACCCCUGAGAGUCAGGACAUUGAAGUAAGUGGGGUAUAUGGAAGGGGAGGUGAAGAAGGAAGAGGAGGGAAAUUGUGCCAGGAGAUCAUUCACCAACUGACCGCUCGCUCAGUUAUAAGAGACUUUGAGAAAAUGGCAGAGAAAGAGAGCGACAUUGGACAUGGCUCAGCGAAGCGAUAUCGUACAAAGGCUAUCCAGACAAGUAAGCACUGUAACAUCAUCUGUAUGUACACAGCCUUCACCACCACUGACAGCAAUCCCAACAAAGGCUUGGCUGACAUGGAUGUGCAAACCACAGGGCUACAUUUGGGAAACAGGCAGGCUUUUCAGUCAGGAAUUCGUAGGCAGAGGACUUAUUCUGUAGGUCUGGGCAGACGGCACACCACUGGAGACAGUGCAGAGGUGGAAGACACCUGGAACUCUACAGGUGUAGGGGGCAGCUCCUACUACACUACAGCCAUGGCAACAGGCACCCCGAGCACUCGCUCACAGCGAUCUAUAGAGAGCAAGUCAAUGGAGAGCUUCUUUGGCACCAGUUGUGUCCACUUUAUUUGUUUACCCAGCACACAAUACAUACCAUCAGCUCCCAAAUUCAUUCUGCAAACUCCUGGAGUCAGUCAACAUUUAAAGGCAGAAGAACUUUGGAAAGUUAAACCACAUGCUAUGACAAAUAGUGUGCAAAAGAGAAACACUGCCACGUUAAAGGCAAAGUGCAUUUGCAGCAUUGUAAUACUGUGCACUCAUCUUCAAGUGUGCUCAUUACCCAUGUCUGUUAUGACUCCUCAGGUUCGUCUGCAGCUGGCAUCAGGAGCUUUUCUUCUGACUGAGAUCUACUCUGACUGUGUCCAGAUUCCUCUGGACCGCCUUAAAAGAGCAUCGCCAUACAGUCUCCACCGCCGUAGUCUCAGCCCAGCCUUACGCUGCACAUCUCCCAGUGCUCCAUCCUUGUCCACUAGUGCCAAACCUCCUGGUGCUCCCUCUGGUCACCACGUUACCUUCUCUCCUUCCGCUUGCUCCUUUGUCAGACAAGCCAUUCCACCUUUCCACCACACUCCAGAUGAUACUCCCCUAAUUUUGGAAUCGAGGCUUCGCCGAAGAUACCUCUCUGAACAAGACCCUGUCACCUCUCCCACUGACCUCCCCAGCUCUGAAGAGGGUUCUUUGGAGUUAUCCAUCAGCCCCUUUCAGAACCAGAACCUCGGCCAAGCAGACAGUGGCCGUGGGUCAGAGACAGAUAUAUAUGAAGGCUCUACACCUGAGCAAGCUUACCUCCAAGGGAGCAGCCAGUUGGCUCAAGAGGAUCUGGAGGGCUCAACUUGGGCCACAGCUGUGGCCCUAGCGUGGCUAGAGCACCGGUGUGCCGGCUACUUUAUGGAGUGGGAACUGGUAGCAGCAAAAGCAGACUCAUGGCUGCGCUGUCAGAAGCUGCCCGAGGGACUGGACAUGGCAGGGCUUAAGGGAGCAGCCAGACAGCUGUUCCUGCUGCUGCGCCACUGGGAUGAGAACAUUCAGCUGAACAUGCUGUGUUAUAACCCAAAUAAUAUGUGAGAUAAUCGUCUCAGAG
This is a messenger RNA of Maylandia zebra (zebra mbuna), 4831 nucleotides long. Lineage: Eukaryota; Metazoa; Chordata; Actinopteri; Cichliformes; Cichlidae. The record is from RefSeq and is a predicted model, not a curated record.